This is a messenger RNA of Knipowitschia caucasica, 636 nucleotides long. The record is from the annotation of a GenBank genome assembly. Lineage: Eukaryota; Metazoa; Chordata; Actinopteri; Gobiiformes; Gobiidae.
AUGCACUCCCAGCUGCCCAGGCCCCUCAGACUCCAACACAUUUUCGGUUUUCGGAGGAAUGCCCAAGCAGCUACACUGAAGCGGCUACUGGAAGCGCACAUCUUGGACUUCCGACCCCUGGUGGCACUAGAGUCGGGGUACCUCCAGAUGAGCGCGGCGCUCCUCACCAAAUUCGAUAUUUCCCCGGAGACGUAUCGGCAGCGCUUUAGAGCCACCGGAGUUCCUGCUGGAGAGACGCCCACGGAGACCUACCAUCGGCUACGAGGACUCUACCGUCGCUGGAUUCGCCCCGACAUCCUGUCCAAGGACGCGAUCGGUGAGCUCAUCGUCUUGGAGCAACUGCUGUGUGUGCUUCCGCCGGACGUCCGUAUGUGGGUGAAGGAGCACAACUUGGAGGACGGCCUUACAGCAGCGAAGUUAGCUCUUCAGUACCAGAACGCGCAUCGAGGAUUCACACGCUUUCCCAGUUCGAGUCAACGUCCAGCACCACCACCAGGACCACCUUCUGCACCACCCCCGAGACCAACCCAAGAUCUGCAGACCGGAGCCGCAGACGCCGACGGUCGCCAUGACACCGGAAACAUCCACCACAGACGCGACCACAAGAGGGCGCUGUCCCCGUCUCUCUGUGGAUGA